Molecule: messenger RNA, 1494 nt
Organism: Trichoderma breve
Lineage: Eukaryota; Fungi; Ascomycota; Sordariomycetes; Hypocreales; Hypocreaceae
Product: GTP cyclohydrolase II domain-containing protein
Exons: 18
Coding region: 1-1494 (497 amino acids)
Source: RefSeq, a predicted model, not a curated record
AUGGCUGCAGAUGGACAGCAAGAUGGUGUCCUCGACACGCUUCGGGACAUCCAGCAAACCCAACAGCGCCUGCUGAGCUCGGUUGAAUCACUCACCAGUAAACUUGGUUCCUCUACCCUUGACCCUGCCUCCAAGCUGCCAGUGACCCCCCUGCUCUCUGAGAGUGUUAAGGAUCCGAAGCAAAAGGAUGUUGAAGCCUCUGCGGACCUCCAAUCGUCCUUUGAGAAUGGAACGGUCCAGCCUAGUUCGGCUCUAUCUCCAAGCAGCCGAACAGGCUUUACAUCGCGAAUCGUGCUCACGACGUAUCCAAAGCAGAUUGGCAUUGAUCCUCUCCAGAUGGACUGGGGAAAUCCCGAUCCCCUGCAGCGAGGACCCGUAGUCGUUUCGAGAGCUGCGUCCACCAUUCGUCGCAGAAAUGCCAUUGGAGCUCACGGAGGCUCGUACUCGAUCUACUAUGCGCUGGCUGUUGCCAGCAAAGAGCUAAACGCCGAUCAUAGACCUGAUUACACAAACACGGAGCCAGCUGCGAAGAUUGGACCGUUCCCCCAAUGGGGUGAUAAGAAGAAGAUCGUUGCCAUGGAUCCCUGGGGUCACCUGGUUCCAUGGACCUUCAAGGACAUUAUGGAAAAGGAAAAUGUUGACAUGCGACCAACAAUUGCCAUUACCAAGGCUCACAUGAAGCUGCCCGAGCUCGAGGAAAGUGUGAAGAGCGGCCGACUAGUCCCCGACGGAAAAGUCUGCCUGAAUGAGCUUGGAGAAUUGGCUGUUACCAAGUUUGCCGUCGAACCAGUCUGGUAUCUACCCGGUGUGGCAGAGAGAUUUGGAAUUGAUGAGGCCACUUUGCGACGAUCGCUGUUUGAACAUACAGGAGGAAGCUACCCAGAGUUGAUCACUCGUGGGGAUAUCAAAGUGUUCCUUCCACCCAUCGGGGGUCUGACUGUUUACUGUUUUGGUGAUCCUGCGAAGAUGUCCGAUGAAUCCGUACGAUUAUCUCUGAGAAUUCAUGAUGAAUGCAAUGGAAGUGAUGUGUUCGGUUCCGAUAUCUGCACGUGCCGACCAUAUCUGAUCUUUGGCAUCGAAGAGGCUGUGAAGGAAGCUCAGAGGGGCGGCAGCGGCGUAGUUAUAUACUUCAGAAAAGAAGUGGUUUACAAUGCUCGUAAGCGUGGCGAGGACCGAGCGUCGGAGUAUUUCAUGCGCACAGAGAACAUUGCUGGAGUCAAGGAUAUGCGUUUCCAGGCUCUGAUGCCCGACAUUCUUCACUGGCUGGGUAUCAAGAAGAUUGACCGCAUGCUAAGUAUGAGCAACAUGAAACACGACGCAAUUGUUGGUCAAGGAAUCCCCAUCCACGAGCGAGUGGAGCUCCCAGAUGAGCUCAUCCCAGCGGAUUCGAGAGUUGAGAUUGACGCCAAAAUCACUGCUGGCUACUUUACGGCUGGCAAACGGAUGACGGCCGAAGAAUUGCAAUCAGUACAGGGCAGAUUAUGGGAAGAGUAA